UGGCGCUGCUGCACAUUUAUUAAUUUGACCGAGCGAUCAAGAUGGCUACGUUCCCGUCGAUCAGCCAGGUUGCAGGGCCCAAUCUAACAGCGUAUGAAUCACUCUUCAGACAAGUUGAUAAGAGUGGCACAGGAAAGAUAGGAGCCAUAGAUGCAGCAGCUUUCCUCAAGAAAUCAGGACUAAGAGAAACCAUCCUCCAUAAGAUAUGGGAGCUUUCUGAUCCCCAGGGGAGGGGGUAUCUAGACAAACAGGCAUUUGUGGUAGCCCUGAAGCUGAUAUCGCUUGCCCAGAAUGGCAAGGAAGUAGCCCUGUCUGGAUUGGCCUUGCCAGCACCUCUCCCCAAUCUGGGUGGAACACCUCCAGUACACGGUCGAUCAGGAAGCCCGGCAAUGGCCGAUGUCCCUUGGGCAGUAUCGGCUGAAGACAAGGCCAAGUAUGACGGUAUCUUCGAUGGCCUUUCUCCGAUCGACAACAAACUAUCCGGUGACAAGGUCAAAGGUGUCUUCAUGAACUCUAAACUACCUGUAGAUGUACUCAGCAGGAUAUGGGAUCUAAGUGACAUUGACAAGGAUGGCUUAUUAGACAGAGAUGAAUUUUCAGUGGCUAUGUACCUUGUAUACCGAGCACUCGAGAAGGAUCCUGUCCCCGCAGCCCUCCCAGCCAAACUCAUCCCGCCAUCCAAGAGGAAAAAACCUUCCCUUCCAGGCUCCGUCUCAGUUCUUCCUGGUAUGCUGCCCCCUACUGGUGGUCUAAGGAGAGUCACACCUCCCCCGACGAGUCCAGCCCUGCGCAGCGGGUCUCCGUCGGCUAUGGCUUUCCCUCAACAGCAGCCAAGUUCGGUUGGGGCUGGAAGCACUGGUGCUUGGGUCGUUUCGACAGAGGAGAAGGCCAACUGCGACAUCUUGUUCAAGCAACUUGACACAGAGGUCAAAGGAUACCUGACCGGUGAUCAGGUCAAGCAAUCGCUUUUAGAGACUGGGCUGCCACACCAAACACUUGCUCAUAUUUGGAAUCUAUGUGAUAUCAAGCUUACUGGUCAGUUAAACUCCGACCAGUUUGCUCUGUCGAUGUUCCUAGUCAAACAGGCUAAAUCAGGCAUCAUGCCACCACCUCAACUCACUCCUGAGAUGAUACCACCAACAUUCAGACCAAAACCAGGAGGAACAGAUUCUGCUGCUCUAGGUGAUAUGGGAUUGAUAUCUGGAGGAGCACCCGGUGAUUUCUCUGCAAUCAAGGAGCUUGAUGCUAUCAGUAAGGAGAUUGAUACACUCAAUAAAGAGAAAGGACAGCUACAGACGGAUAUACAGAAGAAAGAAGAGCUGAUUAAGAUGAAGAAUAUGGAAGUUCAGGGCCUACAGACAGAGCUGGACAAAUCAUCGGCCCAGGUCAAGCAGCUAGAAACCCAGAAAUCAGAAGCCCAGAGGAGACUAGAUGAUCUGGACCAACAGAAGACCAAAUUAGAGGGUCUGCUGACCGAGGUCCAGUCCCAGUGUCAGGAAGUACAGAAGAGUGUCGACUCGCUGAGAGGACAGAUUAGUUCACAACAGAGCACAGUCAAGAAGAAAAAGCUCAAGGGGGAAGAAGCAAAGAAAGCUGUUGCCAAGGCCCAAGAAGAAGAACUGAAGAGAGCACAGACAGAGCUGAUCACUUUGAGGAAGGAGGAGCAGCAGCUUGAGCAGCAGGUCGAGACGGGGAAGUCCCAGCUGACCACAGUGGAGGAGAAUCUCAACCAAACAAACCAACAAAUCACAGAGCUUCACACAAAGCUUGCGUCCCUACGAGAGACCAAGACCAAGUUAAAUGGAACCAUGUCCCAGAUCAGUCAAGCCAUAGACACAGCCAACUCAACGGGUACCAUACCUCAGAUUGAGGACUUUGGUACCUUCAAUGACAACAAGUUUGGUCUAUCACAUGACGAUAUCUUCAGUAGUCGAGCAACAGCUGGUAGCAGUAGUCCUGUAAGUAGCUUGAGUGGAUUCAGCAUAGGAUCAGAAAUCAAUAGUAAGACAGGAGACACUGCUGAUGAUAAGGAUGAUCCAUUCAAAUCUAAGGACCCAUUCGCUGGAAUGGGGGAAAUAACAUCCUCAGAUCCUUUCCAAUCAGAAGAUCCUUUCAAAGACUCUGAUCCUUUCAAGUCAGAAGGAGGAGAUCCAUUCAAGAGCGACGCCUUUCAAGCCAAUCCAUUCGGCGGAGAUCCUUUCAAGAAUGAUCCGUUUGGCACAGGAGCUACCACAAACUCUGAAGACCCAUUUGGUGGAUCUGCUAACAAUUCCAAUGACCCUUUCUCAUCAUCAUCACCAGGGUCGUCUGACCCGUUUGGAGGAUCAACAACAACAUCGAAAGACCCGUUUGUGGGCAGUGAUCCGUUUGCAUCAAAAUCUAGUGACCCCUUUGGAUCAGGGUCGUCAGACAAUAAGAGUGAUCCUUUCGCUUCAAAAGGGUCGUCAAAAGACAGUGAUCCUUUCACAGCUAAAAGUACAACUGGUAAUGACCCGUUUGCUUCUAAACAAUCAGCAUCAAGCAGCGACCCAUUUGCAUCCAAGCCUGCAAAAACUGAUGACCCUUUUGCAUCCAAUGCAGCAAAGAGUAAUGACCCUUUUGCCUCAAAGUCUGCAACAAACGAUGACCCCUUUGCGUCAAAGUCUCCAAAAAGUGAUGACCCAUUUUCGUCCAAGUCGGCAAACAGUGAUGACCCUUUUGGAUCCAAGUCGGCAAACAGCAAUGAUCCCUUCGGAUCCAAGUCAGCCAAGGGUGAUGACCCUUUCGCGGGUAGUACAAAUGCUAGUGACCCAUUUGCAGGGUCAACAAAUUCUGAUGAUCCGUUUAAAGGAAAUGAUCCAUUUGCUUCUGAAUCAUUAGGAGGAUUAACAAAUGGAAAUGCAGAAAGUAAAUCAUCGAGUGAUCCAUUUGGUUCAAUAGAUCCAUUUGGAGGGAGUGCUUUCAAGGCAGAUUCAUUCAGCAAAAGCUCCAGUACUGACACGUUUGGCAGCGAUCCUUUCAGCCGUCAGGAGGACACCCCAGCGUUACCUCCAAAGAAAAGCAGAGGGGCUAGUUCCUCCACCGCUAAACCUGCCUCCAACUCUCCUAGUACUACAUCCAAUGCCAGCGACCCCUUCCAGGCUUUCUCCUCUGACUCCACCGACCCUUUUGCCAAAGUCGACUCCUCCAGCACCAACGACCCUUUUGCAUCCACCGGGUCAGGGGGUAAGGUCAACAGCUCCAACGACCCCUUCGCCCCAUCGGGAGGGGGCACGGAUCCCUUUGGAGGAGGAAGUGACCCAUUUUCAGGGGGAGGAGAUCCGUUCGGUGGCAGUGCUAGUGGCAAGACUGAUAGCGGCUCAGAUCCACUGGCAAACUUUGCUGAUUUCGGCGGUGCUAAGUUUGAAGGGAAAGUAUUAAGCGAGGAGGACCAACUGGUGUGGGCCGUCAAGGAAGCGCAGAAAGAAGAGGAGAGACUAAAACAACUUGCCAUUCAGGAGGAGAAUGACCUCAAGAUGGCGCUACAACUAAGUCAAGAGGAAGUCGGCUCGUCGGAGGCAUAGCAUGACGCGCUGGGUUCUUAACGAUCCACACCUAGCAAAGACUUAUGAAUACUCCAUUGUGUUCAUCCAUACGGCUUCAGCGGAGUAAUGAGCGUUUGCACGUUCUAAUCCUAGUGUUGAAGUCUAUUUAUUUGUGUACAUUUCUUGAAAACCUGUACCUAUCAACAUUAUCUGUUUUAUUUGUACACUUCAUCGUGAUGAUUUGAGAGGUAGGGGAGGAGAAACGGGGCAAUGAUGGUGUCAUCUUGAGACAAGAUGUGCUCCUGUUGGAUGUUACUGAGGAAAAGCAAGUUUCUUGAGGAGACAUGGUUCUCCUCGAUUGACCUGAGUCACACAAGGUUCUCCAUCUCCGUAUAAAAUAUUGAGGAAUGCAAUUUAUUUGAGUUCUGCAGGUGUACCGUGAAAUCAGCUGAAACUUGUUAUUGCGGCUUAGGUGUUUGCUCAUAAUGAUAUUUCAACUUGUCAUUUGAUCAGAGGGAGACCUCUCCAAACGGAUAAUUUGCCUGAUUCUGUUAGUGAAGUGAUUAGCUGCAGCCUUGUGCAAUGCCAUCAGAAAUAUCCAUCCCAUCAUAGUUUUCACCGUCGUGACCUGCAUUUAUAUUCAUAAUUGUCAUCAUCAUGUAGUUUUGUUCAGUGCUCACCAGGUUGUAGGUCUUGUAGUCAUGUGACUUUGUACUGAAGUCAUGUGACACUAAACAAUCAUGUGACUUGACCAACCCUAUCAGUUGUCUGACAUCAAUAUGCUUUCAUCUCUUCUAUGAUUGACAAGUGAAAAUUAGAAGUGAAAAGGACAUACAAUUCACAUCACAUUCAUAGAUGAAUUUAGCCUCCAUGUCAUUUGGUAGAGGAUGAUUUAACUCUGUAAUUUCUUCAUUAGUCUUGCUGAUUUUUUUUUAGUAUCCGCAGCAACAGUGCUUUCAUCCUAUGAAGGUUGUUCAGUGGCCCCGUUGCAGAAAGAGUUGUGAUCAAACGCAACUCAAAAAUAUCUUGUGCAACUUGAUUUUCAGCCAAUGAAA
Lytechinus variegatus (green sea urchin) is the source of this 4558-nucleotide messenger RNA. Its product is annotated as epidermal growth factor receptor substrate 15-like 1. The record is from RefSeq and is a predicted model, not a curated record. The transcript is spliced from 21 exons. Gene Ontology annotation, biological process: endosomal transport; endocytosis. Gene Ontology annotation, cellular component: clathrin coat of coated pit; cytoplasm; plasma membrane. Bases 42 to 3542 code for a protein of 1166 amino acids. Gene Ontology annotation, molecular function: calcium ion binding; cadherin binding. NCBI's taxonomy places the organism in Eukaryota, Metazoa, Echinodermata, Echinoidea, Temnopleuroida, Toxopneustidae.